CCAUCUCCCUUCUCCACCACCUUCAAGAAAUUUCCCCGUCAGCAUCGCUUCCUGAAACGAGAAGCUCCCAGAAUUUCUCCUCCUCGUCUUUAAAUUCCGAACUCCACCCCUCCGUUUUCCCGCUAAUUACCAAAAAACCUCGCCAAUAAGUAAACAAAAUCACUAUCGGAAUCCGCCAUGGCCGCCGCUUCCUCUGCCUCAUGCCAGCGCGAGUUCCUCGUCCCGCCUCCGAAGUCCUGGAAGAGUGGCCCUUUCUUUGCGUCGCUUCCAGUUUCGGUCGCGUCCAAGAACUUGAGGUCCUUUAAAACCCUAAAAGCUCUCAGAUGGUCGGAAAACUUAGGGCGAACCAACGCGUUCUCGUCCAAGGCAGCGGAGAGGUUAGGGGGGAAGAGAGCGAGGUCGGUUGUGGUCAGAUGCGAGGCGUCCAAUGAUGGAAGGAUUACCCAACAAGAAUUUACUGAGAUGGCUUGGCAAGCAAUUGUUUCGUCACCUGAAGUUGCAAAGGAGAACAAGCAGCAGAUUGUGGAGACAGAACACCUCAUGAAGGCAUUAUUAGAGCAGAAGAAUGGGCUUGCACGUCGUAUCUUUUCCAAGACAGGAAUUGACAACACUAGGCUACUUGAAGCGACAGAGAAGUUCAUCCAGAGGCAGCCUAAGGUCCUUGGUGAGUCAGCUGGUUCCAUAUUAGGACGAGGCUUGGAAGCAGUGUUUCAGAGAGCUAGGAAAUACAAGAAAGAGUAUGGUGACUCCUUUGUGUCAGUGGAACAUCUGGUGCUUGGUUAUGCUGAAGAUAGCCGAUUUGGGAAACAGUUAUUUAAGGACUUCCAAAUUUCUCUUGAUGCUUUGAAAUCUGCUAUACAAGCGAUAAGAGGGAACCAGACCGUCGUUGACCAAGACCCUGAGGGUAAGUAUGAAGCUUUAGAGAAAUAUGGAAAGGAUCUGACAGCUAUGGCACGCGCGGGGAAGCUUGAUCCAGUUAUUGGGAGGGAUGAUGAAAUACGCAGAUGCAUACAAAUCUUGUCAAGGAGAACAAAGAACAAUCCUGUCUUAAUUGGUGAGCCUGGUGUUGGGAAAACUGCUAUAUCUGAGGGGCUUGCCCAAAGAAUAGUGCAAGGGGAUGUACCGGAAGCUUUGAUGAACCGCAGGUUGAUUUCACUUGACAUGGGUGCCCUAAUUGCUGGGGCUAAAUUUCGUGGUGAAUUUGAAGACAGGCUGAAAGCUGUUUUAAAGGAAGUGACUGACUCAGAUGGGCAAAUAAUCCUUUUCAUUGAUGAGAUCCAUACUGUUGUUGGGGCAGGUGCCACAAAUGGUGCGAUGGAUGCAGGCAAUUUACUCAAACCAAUGCUUGGUCGGGGAGAGUUGCGCUGUAUUGGAGCAACAACUCUUGAUGAGUAUCGCAAAUAUAUCGAGAAAGACCCAGCCCUGGAACGCCGUUUCCAGCAAGUUUAUGUUGACCAACCUACAGUUGAAGACACAAUCUCUAUACUUCGUGGAUUGCGUGAGAGAUACGAGCUCCAUCAUGGGGUCCGCAUUUCGGACGGUGCACUUGUGGAGGCUGCAAUUCUUUCAGAUCGUUAUAUCAGUGGGCGGUUUUUGCCCGAUAAAGCUAUUGAUUUAGUUGAUGAAGCAGCUGCCAAAUUAAAAAUGGAGAUCACAUCGAAGCCAACUGCUUUGGAUGAGAUUAAUCGCUCAGUAUUGAAGCUAGAGAUGGAACGUCUAUCUCUAACUAAUGAUACGGACAAAGCUUCAAAGGAUAGAUUGAGUCGUCUUGAGGCAGAGUUGUCGCUUUUGAAGGAGAAACAAGCAGAACUUACUGAGCAGUGGGAACACGAGAAAUCAGUAAUGACACGUAUUCAGUCCAUCAAAGAAGAGAUUGAUAGGGUGAACCUAGAAAUUCAGCAAGCUGAGCGUGAAUAUGAUCUGAAUCGGGCUGCUGAAUUGAAAUAUGGAAGCCUUAAUACGUUGCAUCGUCAACUGAAAGAUGCCGAAAAGGAGUUAAUAGAGUACCAAAGUUCAGGGAAGUCGAUGCUCAGGGAAGAGGUCACUGGGAGUGACAUUGCAGAGAUAGUCAGCAAAUGGACAGGUAUUCCAGUUUCCAAGUUGCAGCAAUCAGAAAGAGAGAAGCUACUACAUUUGGAAGAAGAACUCCACAAGCGUGUUGUAGGCCAAGAUCCAGCUGUGAGGGCAGUGGCAGAGGCCAUUCAGCGGUCACGUGCUGGCCUCUCUGAUCCACACCGUCCGAUUGCAAGUUUCAUGUUCAUGGGUCCCACCGGUGUUGGUAAGACUGAACUGGCCAAAGCCCUUGCUUCUUAUAUGUUCAACACGGAAGAGGCUCUUGUGAGGAUUGACAUGAGUGAGUACAUGGAAAAGCACGCUGUCUCGAGAUUGAUAGGGGCCCCACCAGGUUAUGUUGGAUAUGAAGAAGGUGGACAAUUGACUGAGAUAGUCCGCAGGAGACCUUAUGCUGUCAUAUUGUUCGAUGAGAUUGAGAAAGCUCAUUCCGAUGUGUUCAAUGUUUUCCUCCAGAUACUUGAUGAUGGGAGAGUGACAGAUUCACAAGGCCGCACUGUGAGCUUUACAAAUUCAGUCAUCAUCAUGACUUCUAAUGUGGGAUCUCAGUAUAUAUUAAAUAUGAACGAUGAAUCUGUCUCGAAGGAUUCUGCUUAUGACGCUAUUAGGGACAGGGUGAUGGAAGCUGCAAGAGCCAUUUUCCGCCCAGAGUUUAUGAAUCGAGUUGAUGAAUAUAUUGUUUUCCAGCCUCUUGAUCGUGAGCAAAUAAACAGUAUUGUCAGACUACAGCUGGAGCGUGUU
Molecule: messenger RNA, 2811 nt
Organism: Asparagus officinalis (garden asparagus)
Lineage: Eukaryota; Viridiplantae; Streptophyta; Magnoliopsida; Asparagales; Asparagaceae
Product: chaperone protein ClpB3, chloroplastic-like
Exons: 10
Biological process (GO): cellular response to heat; protein refolding
Cellular component (GO): cytoplasm
Molecular function (GO): ATP binding; ATP hydrolysis activity
Source: RefSeq, a predicted model, not a curated record